Messenger RNA from Sceloporus undulatus (fence lizard), 3300 nucleotides. RefSeq names its product secretory carrier membrane protein 2 (gene SCAMP2). The transcript is spliced from 9 exons. Lineage: Eukaryota; Metazoa; Chordata; Lepidosauria; Squamata; Phrynosomatidae. Bases 101 to 1102 code for a protein of 333 amino acids. Gene Ontology annotation, cellular component: recycling endosome membrane; trans-Golgi network membrane. The record is from RefSeq and is a predicted model, not a curated record. Gene Ontology annotation, biological process: protein transport.
GACGUCCUCCCGGAAGUGUGCGUGCGUGCGUGGUAUCUAAGGAGCAGGAAGCGGACCGGAUUGGGAGCAGGUGCGCAGCCUCCCGAGGAAGGAAGCGGCCAUGGCGGCCUUCGACACGAACCCCUUCGCAGACCCGGUGGAGGUCAACCCCUUCCAGGAUCCUUCAGUCACACAGUUGGCAAAUGCUAACCAGGGUGGUCUGGAUGAAUUCAAUCCUUUCACUGAGAGUUCUCGGCUGACGAACACAGCUCAGACUGUUCCAGCAACACAGCCCAGUGGGCCUUCACAACCUGCUGUGCUGCAGCCAUCAGUGGAACCUACUCCUCAGGCUGUUGCCUCAGCAGCACAGGCUGGGCUUCUUCAGCAGCAAGAGGAACUGGAAAGAAAAGCAGCUGAAUUAGACAGAAAGGAACGGGAACUGCAGAAUAGUGCAGCUGGCUUCAAUCCACGGCAGAACAAUUGGCCUCCACUUCCAAAAAGCUUUCCAGUAAAGCCAUGUUUCUAUCAAGACUUCUCUGCCGACAUCCCAGCUGACUAUCAGCGAACCUGCAAGAUGCUGUAUUACCUGUGGAUGUUUCACUCAGUUACCCUGCUACUAAACGUGCUUGCAUGCCUGGCAUGGUUCACAGUAAAAACUGAAAGAGGAGUAGACUUCGGCCUGUCUAUCCUGUGGUUUAUCUUGUUCACCCCCUGUGCUUUCCUCUGUUGGUAUCGGCCAAUUUACAAGGCUUUCAGGUCCGACAGUUCCUUCAGUUUCUUUGUCUUUUUCUUUGUGUUUUUUUGCCAAAUAGCCAUCUACAUCAUCCAGGCUGUUGGUAUUCCUGGAUCGGGGGACAGUGGAUGGAUUGCAGCUCUCUCAGCGAUUGGGUACAGCUUGCCAGUAGCAAUCAUCAUGAUGGUGGUGUCUACGUUCUUCACGGUCUGUGCUGUUCUUUCCCUCAUACUCCUGAAGCAGGUUCAUUCUAUGUAUCGCCGGACAGGAGCCAGCUUCCAGAGAGCCCAAGAAGAGUUCUCCCAAGGCAUCCUCACCAACAGGAACGUCCAGAAUGCUGCCGCUGGGGCAGCCUCCACAGCUGCUCAGAGUGCUUUCCGGGGGAACUGAAAACUUCUUUGAGCGGGAAUCUUAUUUCUUUGUUCAUUUCUACACUUGCUCUAAUUCCUUCAUGAUCUUUACUGUUGAGGAUGCUCUUUCCCAUGGAUCUUAACUCCUAGAUGCUUGCAAGAAGAGGUUUCCCUCUAGUUUGUUCUUGCCAGCAUUUGUGUCUCAUUGGUGGGAAAGGGCAGGAUCAGGGCAGUGUUUGGUGUUCCCUCCAUCUCUUCCUUUUAAAUCAAAUAUAUUUCCCCUUCAGUCUGGAUGCGUGCAACAUUUCUUUCAGUUCCCCAUUAACUCCUUCCAUCGCAGCAGUUUGGGAAAGCCGAUUUUGCACUCUCUAACUUCUCUCUCAUUGGAAGCUGCUGUGAAGAAUGGCUUUUCAUUUCCCUCCUAACACAGACCCAUAAAAAUGUACUAAUGGCAAUAGCUGCACUUUUUGAUUUUUUUUUUAACUUAAACCUUGUACUUAGUUGCUGAUCUUUCACUGCUGGCACACAAGGGACAUCUGGCAUGGGUUUUUUGUGUGCAUGUCGCUGUGUGAUGGAAGAGAUAUGAUUUGAGAAGCACCCUUGCUUAUUUUAAAUGAAUAAAUAAAUACAGCUAGAUCAAUGGGACAUUUGAUUCCUCCAGCCCUUAACCCCCAAGAAAAAAUGGGUGUUCUCGUUUGCUGUGGAUGCCUCCUUCAUCAUAGCCUUAAAUUGGGUAUUGAUAAGAAAUAUGGGCUAUUCACCAGCUCCAUUGCUUUCAGGGGUUUUUACCAGCUUUGGGUAACAAGCAUGUCUUUCCCAGGAAGCUUAUUUUGUGAUCCAGAUUAUGGAUGCAGUGGAAGUAGGGGAAGCAGGAAGAGUCAGUGAUCUUCAAGCAAGAUUUGUGAAUUAGUGAUGCUUGUAGUCACUACCCAUAUUUUUACCUUCAUGAUUUCUCUCCCGUCCUGGCCUACUGGAGGUCUUAAGGUCUGAGAAGCAAACGCUUCUGGCAGGUAAGACAGACUUGUCAACAGAGAGGGUAGCGUUAGCUGAAAUACCAGCUUUGUCAAUGGUGGGCUUGUGAAUAUCUCCCUUAAUCCAGUUUCUUGACUGCAUUAUGCAGCUGCAGCAUGUUUGGUGUGGUUCAUGCAACGAACAGCUGAUGCCACAGUGCUUCUGCAUCACAGGGUGAAUCCCUUGCUCAUGAAAAGUCCUGAGAUGCUGGUAUAUAGUCCCACUACCCUCAAUUGCUCCAGUAAGAAAAUCCCUGCAGUUUUUUGUUAGUAUCUGUUAGUGAAUACAGGAUAUGGAAAAACCUUCACUUCUUUGUAUGUCACUCCAGUGAAAUGUAAAUGUGAAAGAAUGGAAAGCCGUCUCUUUCUUCCAAGUCUGUUUGAAAGGAGUGAUGGCAGUGAAUGUAGCAGUAAAACUGGAUUCAAAGUGUGGGCUGUGGUGGUGAUGGUGGGGAGAAGAUAUAGUUUUGAUUGGGAUGGGAUUGGAAGUGAGGUGUGCUUAACCUAUUACUAUACUGGGUUGAGAUCCAGGAACUUGAAUGCAGGCUUGAGAAAUAUUGGGGGCAGCAGGGAGUGCUAUUUUUUAAGCCUCUGUAAACAAAUCAUUGUAGAAGCAUCUCCCUGAAGAUAGCAACUUCUGAAAUCUUUGCUUGUUUGACUGUUGUCCCAAAGAGUUGGUGCUGUCUUGGGAGAGGCCUAGAUGAUCAGGACAGUUGCUCUGAGACACUAAAUGAUCUGUCGCUCAGUUAUUUCCCUGACAUAUUGGCCAGAGUCAUCCAAAAUGUAUACUGUAAGCUCUGUAAGAUGUGUCGCCUGCAGGUAGUUCUUACUAGAUAUGAAAUACAAGGGAAUAUUCAGAGGAGUAGAACAUUUGAAGUGCUGCUGACAGAUUUUUCCUUUGCUUUUGUCUGUUUAUAUGAUCUCCAUGUCGUUUUUUUUCCUCCCUGAAAGUAGUUUCCUUGAUUUGAUUCCACACCACUCUUAUAGGGUUUGAUGUAGCCCAGUACAUCCCAGGGAAGUAUCUCUUGGUCUCUGUCUCCUUUUUAUUGUUGUUAUUAUUAUUCUCUGAAUAUUCGUAAUGAUGGCAGAAAUGAGAUUUUUUUAAAAAACAAAAAUGUCUUCCCUUCCUGGGUGUAAUUUUCCACCUCUCCGAUCUUUUUUUUCCCCCUUGUAAAAAUGUAUAUUUCAAACUUUUGUGCUUAAAUACAAAAUAAAAAUGUCAGGACUG